GCGAACACAGCGUAUAGUUUGGUCUUCUCAACUUGAUGGAGUCGUUUUCAUGCCGUGGGGGAAAUAAUGUUACACCAAACUGUCAGCUCUCUAAACUUGAGAUGGAAGGGAUGAUUUAGUUGACUCGCCUCUCAUGUUCUGUCAUAAUGCAACGACUAAACUGGACAGUUGGUGAUUAUUAAUUUGGAAAGGAUACUUUGGUGGCAGUGCUUGGAAUUUGGCGAUUAUUUCGUCAUUGCAAUACAACAAAAAUUGAUCUUAACUGUUGGUGUUUUUCCGUUGUACAUUCAUGACGAAUUUGUGGAAAUAGGACUAUUGUAAUAAAUGUCUUCCUCAUUGAACAGACAAAAUUAAAUGGAUGUUGAUUUUUUUUCUCUGAUGUAGCAUUUUUUUAAAUGAUGGAUACCAGGUCGUCAAAGUUAAUCAGCACUAUUUUGACAAAGGAACUCAUCAUACACCAGUUUUAUUACCCUGGGUUUUACGUGGUCAACAGCCUAGGCUGGCCUGUUUAUUAACAAAAAGCGUUUUUAUAAAAAGAAAUAUUGCUUAACUCUAAAUUGUCGACAUGACCUCUACGUGAGAACUGAAAAACUGCUCGGAUUUGCGCAAAUCUUUAUCCCCAUUCAAGUUGGUAAAUCAGAUCAUAUUUCCUCGCUUGAAUGUUGAAUUGCAUGCAUUGGCUUUGAUCUGUGUAGUGAGUGAUUUCAAGAUGAACAGUUUAUUUCAAUAAUAAUCACACCAAGCAUCAUGUCGGACACGAAUCUCGCUGAUUUAAUUUUUCGCUCUUAAAUGAUGUGGGGUCGACGGGAAAUAUUUUUCAGCCCAAUGGAUCAUAUAUAAGUCUUCAAAACCUCUCAACUGAAAAGGAAAUUUGAAUUGAUAUAAUUGAGUUACUGACAAGGAUUCGAUAGUUUGUUGCAGAGGAUGAAAUAACUGAUUUUAUUUUCAAAUGGUGCUUGGAAAGAAUUGAAAUUGCCUGAAUCCAUUACGAGUAUUGAGUACAACAAAGAAGCUCCAAAAUGAGGAAUUUUUGCUUUAUUCGUAGGAAACGGAAUCGCUUUGUCAUCUCGAUGCCUAAUUAUUUAUGGAUGCCUUUAAUAUUUACAUUCCUUUUUCUUAUGAUUGUGGCGGUUUACGACGACGAUGACGAUGAUAGACGCGAUAUUACAGUCAUUCAAAAUCGAGAAAUCCUUGAGGAAAAACAAGGAUUGAGAUCACGAGAGGAAGAGUUAUUGGAAAUGGCAGCGAAGCUGGAAAUGGAACUUUUACACCAUCAGGAGCGAAUUAAAGUAAGAUUAGAAACAAUGAAUGCAAGAAAGAAGGGCAUGGAUGGUGGACGUGAGCUGGACUCUCGGCAUCAUCACCACCACCACCAGCAUCUGCUUGACGAGGGAAGAGUGGAGGGCAAUGAGCACCGCCUCAAGCGCCGUUUGAUGGAUGCUCGGACCAGCCAUGGACCUGGUAGACACCAUGGACACAGCAAGAGCGGCAGCAGCGGUGCUAUAACUCGAGACGAUCAAACUAUACCUGAUGUCAAGGCCAGUAAAAGUAAUAAGACGAGAGCGAUUUCAAGAAAUACACCAAAAAGUAGAUCAAUGAAAAGGGCAGAUAUGCCAGAUGCCAUGGCGUUGCUUAGAACACCACACAACGAAAACAAGAAAAGGUCGUAUCAUGAUGAUGAUAAUAAAGAAAUAAUUUUUCAUCAGUCUGCUUCAACCCUAUCAAUGAGAAAACAUUUAGCACCAGGCCAUCACCACAAGUCUAAAAAAGCUAAAAAUGAGACCAAAGGAAGCCUAGACAAACACUUUGAAAAAUCGAGUGACUUGAAAAAUGUUCUAGGUUAUCAACAUGAUCAAUCUUGGGAUAAUUCACAAAAAAGAUUAUCAGUAUCCGAUUUAAUUUCUACCAACCCUGUUGCUGCGGCCACCACCCUCAACCAGCCGUCCAUCGAGGCGGAGACCAAUGCGGCUUUGAACUUGGACGAGCCGUACCUCGGAUGCGAGGACUUAGCCCAUAUAAAUAGCCGAGAGCUGGUAGGAUCAGGCUACACCAAACGGGUUGAGAGGGUGGAGCUGAGGGAUGGUAGAUGGGUGGCCGUUAAGUCGGUAUGGACGGAAGGCAAUGAUGUUACGGCUUGCUUGGAUAGGGGGAUGGCGAAACGAGACUGCAUCCAACUGGCCAACUACAAACUCCUGAAAGAGACUGCACUUCUUCACCAACUUCGCCACCCUAACAUUGUAAAGGUAAGAUCAAACGUUACACAUAUACCAUUUGAUGUAUGA
This is a messenger RNA of Lytechinus pictus (painted urchin), 2282 nucleotides long. RefSeq lists its product as uncharacterized. Gene Ontology annotation, molecular function: non-membrane spanning protein tyrosine kinase activity; ATP binding. The coding region runs from base 1020 to 2282 and encodes 420 amino acids. Gene Ontology annotation, cellular component: extracellular region. The record is from RefSeq and is a predicted model, not a curated record. The transcript has a single exon. Lineage: Eukaryota; Metazoa; Echinodermata; Echinoidea; Temnopleuroida; Toxopneustidae. Gene Ontology annotation, biological process: peptidyl-tyrosine phosphorylation; skeletal system development.